AUGUCCAACGGCUCUUUGCAGAACACAGAGCAGGUCACUACGAAUGGCCUCAUUGCCACGAGCGAACCCCCGGCCGCAGAAUCCCACCCCGGGCUCUUCCCGCCGACCUUCGGGGCCGUGGCGCCCUUCCUGGCCGACUUGGACACCACCGACGGCCUCGGGAAGGUCUACUACCGCGAGGACUCCUCCCCCACCGUCACCCAGCUGGCCGCCGAGUGUGUCCAGAGAGGGUUCCCGGGAGUGUCCUUCCAGCCCGCGAGCGCCGUGGUGGUCACCUGGGAAUCCGUGGCCCCGUACCGAGGCCCCAGCGAGGACCCUGCCCAGGAGGACAAGAGAAACACGUUCCAGGCGGUCCUGGCCUCCUCCGGUUCCAGCUCCUACGCCAUCUUCCUGUACCCCGAAGACGGCCUGCAGUUCACCUCGACCUUCUCCAAGCGGGACCAGAGCCAGGUCCCCGCCAUGGUCGCCUUCAGCCAAGGGCUGGUGGGACUCGUGUUGAGCAGCGACGGGGCGUAUAACAUAUUUGCUAACGACAGAGACUCGAUCGGCAAUUUGGCCAAGUAAGCGUCUGCCUUCGUUCUUCCUUUCCUCUGGAUUGUGGAGUAUAAUGAGUCCGUUCCUAAUUCUAACAAAUUGAACCAAGGAGUCUUCAGCUACAACACGGAUUCCCGGCCCACGUGCGCCAACAGCCGACACCAGUGCUCCGUGCACGCCGAGUGCCGGGACUACGCCACCGGCUUCUGCUGCAGCUGCGUCGCCGGCUACACCGGGAACGGCCGGCAGUGCGUGGCCGAAGGGUCCCCCCAGCGAGUGAACGGCAAGGUGAAAGGGAGGAUCUUUGUGGGGAGCAGCCCGGUCCCCGUCGUGUUUGAGAACACGGACCUGCACUCCUACGUGGUGAUGAACCAGGGGCGCUCCUACACGGCCAUCAGCACCAUCCCCGAGACUGUGGGCUACUCCCUGCUGCCCCUGGCCCCUGUCGGGGGCAUCAUAGGGUGGAUGUUUGCGGUGGAGCAAGACGGAUUCAGGCACGGGUUCAGCAUCACAGGGGGCGAGUUCACCCGCCAGGCCGAGGUGACCUUCGUGGGGCACCCGGGCAAGCUGGUCAUCAAGCAGCGCUUCAGCGGCAUCGAUGAACACGGGCACCUGACCAUUGACACGGAGCUGGAGGGCCGCGUGCCGCAGAUCCCGGUCGGCGCCUCCGUGCACAUCGAGCCCUACACGGAGCUCUACCACUACUCCCGCGGCGUGAUCACAUCCUCCUCCACGCGGGAGUACACGGUGACGGGGCCCGCGGCCCCUGCGAGCAUCCACACGUACCAGUGGCGCCAGACCAUCACCUUCCAGGAGUGCGUCCACGACGGGGCCCGGCCAGCCCCGCCCAGCACCCAGCAGCUCUCGGUGGACAGCGUGUUCGUCCUGUACAACCAGGAGGAGCGGAUCCUGCGCUUCGCUCUCAGCAACUCCAUCGGGCCUGUGCGGGACGGCUCCCCGGACGCCCUGCAGAACCCCUGCUACAUCGGCACUCACGGGUGCGACACCAACGCAGCCUGCCAGCCCGGCGCCGGGAACCAGUUCGCCUGCGAGUGCUCCAUCGGCUUCCGGGGGGACGGACGCACCUGCCACGACAUCGACGAGUGCUCGGAGCAGCCCGCGGUGUGUGGGAGCCACGCCGUCUGCAACAACCACCCGGGGACCUUCCGCUGCGAGUGCGAGCAGGGCUACCGCUUUUCCGAGGAGGGAACGUGCGUGGCUGCUGUGGACGAGCGGCCCAUCAACCACUGCGCGACGGGCCUGCACGACUGUGACAUCCCCCAGCGGGCCCAGUGCGUGUACACGGGCGGCUCCUCCUACACCUGCUCCUGUUUGCCAGGCUUCUCCGGGGACGGCCGGGCCUGCCAAGACGUGGAUGAAUGCCACCCGAGCCGAUGCCACCCCGAUGCCUUCUGCUACAACACCCCGGGCUCCUUCUCCUGCCAGUGCAAGCCUGGGUACCGGGGCGACGGCUUCCGCUGCGUGCCUGGAGAAGCAGAGAAGACCCGCUGCCAGCUCCAGCGAGAACACAUCCUCGGGGCGGCGGGGGUGGCGGGCCAGCGCCCUCUGCCCCCAGGGAUGUUUGUCCCCGAGUGCGACGAGCACGGGCAGUACGUGCCCACCCAGUGCCAUGGCAGCACCGGCUACUGCUGGUGUGUGGACCGCGACGGCCGUGAGCUGGAGGGCACCAGGACCAGGCCCGGGAUGAGGCCCCCCUGUCUGAGCACGGUGGCUCCCCCGAUUCACCCCGGACCCUCGGUUCCUCCUGCCGUGAUCCCUCUGCCCCCCGGGACCCACUUGCUCUUUGCCCAGACGGGGAAGAUAGAGCGCCUCCCACUGGAGGGCAGCACCAUGAAGAAGACGGAGGCCAAGGCGCUGCUGCACGCCCCGGACAAAGUCAUCAUCGGCCUGGCCUUCGACUGCGUGGACAAGAUGGUCUACUGGACCGACAUCAGCGAGCCUUCCAUCGGGAGAGCCAGCCUGCAUGGCGGGGAGCCGGCCACCAUCAUUCGACAAGGUCUCGGGAGCCCCGAAGGCCUCGCCGUGGACCAUCUCGGCCGCAACCUCUUCUGGACGGACUCUCGCCUGGACCGCAUAGAGGUGGCGAAGCUGGACGGCACCCAGCGCCGCGUGCUGUUCGACACGGAUCUGGUGAAUCCCAGAGGCAUCGCGACGGACCCCGUGAGAGGGAACCUCUACUGGACGGACUGGAACCGAGACAGCCCCAAGAUCGAGACCUCCUACAUGGACGGCACCCACCGCAGGGUCCUCGUGCAGGACGACCUUUUUCUUGACUGGGGACUGGCAGGUUCUCUCGCCCCCUCUCCUUGCUCAGUGACACAAAGGGGCCCUUUCCUGUGCGGGGACAAUGAAGGGCUUGUUCUCGCUCCCACAGGCACUAGCCGGGCCGAGUGCCUAAGGCCCGAGCAGUCCGUCCGUCGCAGGGUCCUCGAAGGCCUCCAGUACCCUUUCUCGGUGACGAGCUUCGGGAAGAAUCUGUAUUACACGGACUGGAAGACGAAUUCCGUGGCUGCCGUUGAUGUCGCUGUUGCCAAAGAGACGGACACCUUCCACCCCCACAAGCAGACCCGGCUGUACGGCAUCACCACCGCCCUGUCUCAGUGUCCCCAAGGUCACAACUACUGCUCAGUGAACAACGGUGGCUGCACCCACCUCUGCUUGGCCACCCCAGGAAGCAGGACCUGCCGUUGCCCUGACAACACCCUGGGAGUUGACUGCAUUGAGCGGAAAUGAAGACAAGACUGCCUUGUUUCCUCACCAAGUAUUUCGCAGCAACACCCUGCUGCAAAGGGUCCAGACCAAAAACUGUCUGACCUGGUGGCUGAGUGGCCGCCAGCCUGAGCCUUAACAACGUUCCCCUCCCUGUUCCCCAACACAUAAGCCCUGAGCUUCUGGAAUGGGGAAGUUCCUACCCCUCCACAAAGACAGGACCCGCCCCCCCAAACCCUUAGACAAAUGAGUACAGCCCCAAGGGAGGGUUAUGUGCUCUGGAACUAAGUUGUGUUCCCCAACUUAGCACCCCAGUGGUGAGCAGACCCUCCCAGGCCUGAGCCAUCCCCUGUGGCCUUACAAGCUCAGCCGCACGCUGACACACCCACCACUUUGUCAGCACCUCGACACCUGCCAAGGCUGCAGCCCGUUGGAACCUAAAUCAGGAGAGAGCCUUUCCUUGAAUAAUUGGAGUUUGUUUUCAGAGGCGAGUCGUUUCUCCCACCCCCCUCCACCCCCCCGAGAAUCACAGCGUUUGGGUAACACACAGGUUGUUUAGAUGGCCCAACUCAAAUUAGUUUCACUUUCUUUUCAUAUUUAUCAUUCAUUCUAUAUCAAGCCCUCUAUAUUCAAACGUUUGUCGUGAUUUUUGUAUAAUUUUUGUAAGUGUUUUUUUAAAUGGUAAAUUCUUGAACUGUGGAAACCAUUGAAGGUGCUUAUUAACUGUUCCCCCAGUUUAUACAACUGUUGGAUGAUUCCUUGAGUUUACAGCUAUAUAAAUAGGAGUGUAGACAAUAAAAAACAUUUUUGGUAAUAA
Messenger RNA from Myotis brandtii (Brandt's bat), 4081 nucleotides. It is a transcript of the gene NID1, whose product is annotated as nidogen 1. NCBI's taxonomy places the organism in Eukaryota, Metazoa, Chordata, Mammalia, Chiroptera, Vespertilionidae. The transcript is spliced from 20 exons. The record is from RefSeq and is a predicted model, not a curated record. Gene Ontology annotation, biological process: cell-matrix adhesion. Gene Ontology annotation, molecular function: calcium ion binding.